This is a messenger RNA of Lobosporangium transversale, 992 nucleotides long. RefSeq names its product ras-domain-containing protein. The record is from RefSeq and is a predicted model, not a curated record. The coding region runs from base 123 to 914 and encodes 263 amino acids. The transcript is spliced from 6 exons. NCBI's taxonomy places the organism in Eukaryota, Fungi, Mortierellomycota, Mortierellomycetes, Mortierellales, Mortierellaceae. Gene Ontology annotation, molecular function: GTP binding; GTPase activity.
CGCUGUCAUUCGGUUUUUGAUUCUUUCUUCACCUCAUUUUUUAUUCAUUACAAGCAUCGCCACAAGUAUAUUCAAAUAAAUUUCAACAACAACCCAUUCAUAGAAAGCGAUCUUAUUCUCACAUGUCUCAAACAAACGACGCCGCAAGCCAGGUUAUUGCCAAUAACAUGAAGCCAGUCCAGGUUAAGCUUGUUCUGCUUGGCGAGGCUGCUGUUGGAAAGUCGAGUCUUGUUCUUCGAUUCGUAAAUGACGAGUUUCAGGAGAACAAGGAGCCAACCAUUGGAGCUGCCUUUUUGACUCAAAAAUGCCGGCUGGAAGACAAGGUCAUCAAGUUUGAAAUCUGGGACACUGCCGGACAGGAGCGCUUUCACUCGCUUGCACCCAUGUACUAUAGGAAUGCCCAGGCUGCUGUGGUUGUUUACGAUGUCACUAAGGCUUCGUCACUCGAAAAGGCAAAGUCUUGGGUCAAAGAGUUGCAGAGACAGGCUAAUCCCAACAUUGUGAUUGCAUUGACGGGAAACAAGGUUGAUUUGGUCUCAACUGGACGAAAGGGUCGUAGGACAAGCGAGAGUGAUCAGGAUGAGGAGGAGGAGCAGGAGGCAAUGGAUUUGGAUGAAGAUGAAGAGGAUGAUGAAGAUUAUGGUAUUAGUCGUCAGGUCCCAACAGAAGAGGCGAGUGCGUAUGCACAAGAGGCUGGUUUGUUGUUCUUUGAGACAUCGGCCAAGAAUGGUGAAGGUGUUGCAGAGGUUUUCACGGAGAUUGCCAAAAAGAUUCCUCUAGAGCACAUUCUCUCAUCGACCCGUGGUUCUCGAGCUGGAGGUGUGGGUGGCAGUAAUGGACGUGUGGAUCUGCAGAAUGGCGCCAAUGGCCAGCGUUUGGGUGGGCAGCAAGACAAAGGAGGUUGUGCCUGCUAAAUGAAUUUAGAGCAUGUCUAUCUCAUUGGCUUUCAUUUCUUUCCUUUUUUUUUUUUUUUUUUGUAAAGUUGUCCAUUU